Molecule: messenger RNA, 3941 nt
Organism: Wasmannia auropunctata (little fire ant)
Lineage: Eukaryota; Metazoa; Arthropoda; Insecta; Hymenoptera; Formicidae
Gene: Alg12
Product: probable Dol-P-Man:Man(7)GlcNAc(2)-PP-Dol alpha-1,6-mannosyltransferase
Exons: 8
Coding region: 161-3100 (979 amino acids)
Biological process (GO): protein N-linked glycosylation
Cellular component (GO): endoplasmic reticulum membrane
Molecular function (GO): alpha-1,6-mannosyltransferase activity
Source: RefSeq, a predicted model, not a curated record
CCCGCCGCGUAAUAACGUUCCCCCCGUGACACGCGGUGUGUUUGGGGAAAACGAAAGAAAAAGUGUCCUUCACGCCGACAACGUCGAAUUUGUAUCAUGACGAGGGCCGUGAGUUCGUCAGGUGGCAACGUAUGCUCUGCGUGAACGCACAACGGUGAUCAUGGAUCAGGUGAUUAUCUUGGUGUCGGUGAUCCACCUGCUGUACUGCCCGUUCACGAAAGUCGAGGAGAGCUUCAACCUGCAGGCGAUACACGAUGUCCUCUAUCACGGAUUCAAUUUGACGGAGUAUGAUCAUCAUGAAUUUCCUGGAGUUGUGCCGCGUUCUUUCUUGGGGCCUAUCGUCGUAUCUGGUUUCGCCUCACCAUUGGUGGCAUGUAUUAAUUACCUGAAGCUCAAUAAAUUUUUUGCUCAGUAUGUGGUAAGAGCAACAUUGGGACUGUUGGUAAUAACUACGCUCAAGCUGUAUAGGCACGCUUUAGAAAACAUCUUCGGAGUGCAGCUUACGAAGUGGUUCAUCUUCAUAACCGUGACACAGUAUCACUUUAUGUACUAUCUUAGUCGUCCACUGCCAAACAUCAUGGCUAUGCCUUUAGUAUUAGUGGCCUUGUUCGGAUGGCUGAGACAAAAUCACGUGUUGUUUAUCUGGUCGUCGGCUGCAGCAAUAAUAAUAUUCAGAGCGGAGCUCGCCAUACUUUUGGGACUGUUCCUUUUAUACAAUAUAGCGAGCCAGAAACUUUCCGUACAAAGACUACUUAAAAUUGCGGUUCCAGCUGGUGUAGUGUUCUUAGCACUUACUGUUACUAUAGAUUCAAUAUUCUGGAGACGCUUAGUGUGGCCAGAAGGCGAAGUAUUUUACUUUAACACUAUUCUCAAUAAGAGCGGCGAAUGGGGUACAUCGCCAUUUUUAUGGUAUUUUUAUUCAGCAUUGCCGAGAGGUCUGGCAACUUCAUAUUUUCUAAUUCCCGUUGGAAUGUUCUGGGAUGCUAGAGUUCGCGUGCUUACUGUUCCAGCUAUCAUAUUCGUCUUGUUAUUUUCGUUUUUACCACAUAAGGAAUUGAGAUUUAUAAUAUAUGUAUUCCCGUUGUUGAAUAUUGGCGCAGCUGCCGCUUGCCACAGAAUAUGGGAAAACAGAGCAAAAUCAACGUGGAAUAAUUUUCUAGCGUUAGCAGUCUUGGGUCAUCUUGCAUUAAAUGCCAUAUUCUCCAUGUUUCUAUUAUGUGUGGCCAGUUCUAAUUACCCUGGAGGUCUGGCAAUCGCUAGAUUACACAGACUUGAGAAGAAUUCUAUCGAGCCAGUGCAUGUGCAUAUUGAUGUGUUAACUGCACAAACUGGAGUAUCAAGAUUUACGCAGACCAAUUCUUCUUGGAUUUACUCGAAACAAGAGAACCUCACUAUUGAUGAUCCUGAAAUGCUACAGUUUACUCACCUCUUAAUCGAAGGAAAAAGCAAAUAUUCGCAGAAUAUAAAGCCCUAUCUCAGUACACAUAAUAUCAUUGAGUUUAUCGAUGCAUUUUCGCAUAUAACAUUAAAUUAUAACAUGUUACCACCUAUUAGAAUUAAAACAAAGCCUAGUAUAUUUAUUUUGAAAAGAAAAUUGAAUAUUAAAUAUGACCCUGAUGAAGCAAGAUCACGUAUGUCUGUAAAAGAUUUUGUAAACCAGGUAAACGAUACAAAAAAUAUAAAACUGAGCACGUCAUUUGAAGAAGAAAUAGUUGACCAACUUGUAGACUCAAAAAUAGAUGAGAAGGUAAAACAAACUGUUGAACGAAAUUUUUCGGAUGUUGAAGUGGCUACAAAAGAAAAUGAUACAAUGGAGGAACAAGUAGAAAUGCCUGAUGAUUUGGUAGAUGAAAACGCAUUUAUAAAAAAUACUACCACAUGGGAAAGUGUAAAUAAAUUAUCGUCGAAUUCAAGAGAUAAAAAUGAAGAAAAUAUUGAUUCUCAGGAAGAUUUUGAACAUGUUUCUAACAUUAUUGAUGCCAAAUCUGACAAAAAAAUAAAGAUCGAAGAAGAGAGUGUUAAGGAAAAGUCUAAAAACAAUAUGAAUGUACGGAAAAUUCAAGAAACUUAUGGUGUUAAAAAAACUGUUAAAAGAAUGAUUCAGGAAAAGAUGUUAGAAGCUAAACAGAAAAAAGAGAUCGAGGAUGAACGAAAUAAUAUAACACUUCCAGUAAAACGAAUGAAGAAGAAAGGAGUAACAGAUUUGUUUAAAAAGAUAAACACAUUGAAACAGGAAUUAAAGGAGUCAGCGACCGUUACAGACAGAACACCAAUCGAAGAGGAACUUAAGGAAGAACACGUAAAAGAUGAUGAAUUUAGUGAACAGGAAUCAGUUGCCCAAAAAGAAGAUGAGAUCAAGGAAAUAAAAUCAGAUGAUCUAGAACAAUCUGAAAAUAUAACGGAAGAAGAAGACGAAAUUGUGGAUGUAAAAGUAGAUGCGGAAAAGCUUGCAAAGUUACAAAAUAAAGUUGACGCAGAGUUAUUUGAAACUGAUGUGGAAAUGAUCGAGGAAGAAGCUAAAGAAGAGAACAUUAGAGGCAAUAGAACCAUCAAUAAGUACACCCAAGCAAUCAAUGUACGAGAAAGGAUAAGAAAUAUAAUAAAUCAGUUUAAGGAAUUUGAGAAAGAGUUCAUACACGAUGAUACUGAUACAACGGCGAGUGAUAUGAGCGGUACAAAUCACGUUGAGGGCGAUUCGCGCACGGAAACGGAUUAUUCUGCAAAAGGUGACGGUCAGGUGAAAAAAGAUAGUAGGGAAACUCUCAAGGAAAUAAUAGAUCAAGUUAAGUAUCUCAAGCGUGAAUUAACUUCAGAGGAGGACGAUCAAUUCGAUGAGAUCGUAGCUAAGUACAUGGAACGGCCGAUCGAUGAGAUAUUAGCACAACUUCUCGAGGCUCUGAAGGCUUUAAUGCAACGAAGGAAAGAGACCUCGGAGAAGGAAUAUGCGAACAACUUGCACGAGAACAGGGAUACUUAUACGUCAGAAAGUAAAAGAAAAUCGGCUGCGGACGAGUCCAAUAUAAAUUCAAAUGACGUAAAUGUUCCAGUGAGAAGGAAGGCUCACAGAAAAAUACUGAGAAUACAGAAGAAUGAGGUAUAGGAAAUUUUAUUUAAAAUGUUUCACAGGUAAUUUUAUCGAAUGUUACUAGCGGAACACGUGUGUAAUAUUGUAACAUAAUAUUGUAAAUACGUUUUUUUCUGUGAUAUCAAGAAAUAUUGUACUUUUUAAUGUACACGCUCGCGCAUUAUCAAGUUGGAAAGCGUAAAAUUGACUUUUCUAUGUGCUUAUGCGCGAUAUUUAUGAUAGCGAGAACAGUCUGAAGGAAAUACUAUACAAUUUUUCAUGUUACAUACGUAUCAUAAAUAUGAUUUAAAUUUUUAUGGAAUUGUGCAAAAUUAUGCCAAAUAUGCCAAAAAAAAAGUUAGUUAUGUACAGUAAACAAAGUUGCAAGGAUAUAUUUUUGUAGCUAUGGCUUUACAUUUGUAUUCGUUGUAUUUUACAUUAUAAUUGCGGACAUUCACGUCCAUAAGUUGUUAACAUUAUACUGUUAUGAGUUGUACUGUUGUCUUUUCACAUCGAUUUUUGCAUUUAGUAUUGCUUAAAUAUAGAAAUUUCCGAUAACGGUAUGUCGCAUCACACUUGUGGCAAAUUAGAUGUUAAAUUUAGAGUGAGGUUGAAAUUGAAAUGAAUUGUAAAUUUCUACGUUCCGUCGCGCGGAGAAUUCGUUGUACAAUAUCUAACAGACUGAUGAAUAAUUUCCAUAUCGACGCCUGCAGAGAGUAAUCGAGUGCCUUAUUAAAUCUUUUCCAAAGUUAGGGAACGAUACUGAACACAUAAAUAUACGUAAAUGCAUAUGACAUAUGUAGUGCAGCGUGUGUAUGUAUGCGUGCGUAAUAUAUUAGAUGUAUCGAGAUGUUUUACAUAAAGUGAAGUUGUUUGA